GUGGAAUUGACCUGUCUAAAGGCGGUCUCUCCCUCUCUAGGGUUUUGUUCUUCCUCUUUCGUCAUGACGAAGAGCAACCGUCAGUGAAUUUUGUUCGUGCAAGCAGGCUCUUGACCAGGGAUGCAACGCUUUGGCAGUCGUGGCUCGUCUUCUGCUGCUGUUUCUGGUCGACGGGCGAGGGUAGACAAAGAAAAGGCGGAUAAGUUGUGGCGGAGCUUGGGUUCAAUUCAACAGCAAGGGAUAUCAAAGGAGGAUAUCGUCAAUCAAUACAAAAGCAUGACUAUUGAGAUGGAUGAACGGCAGGCUCGUCCCCCUCCCGAGCCACCGCCAUGGAGUGCAAGAGAGUCUAAGGUUUGGAAGAAGAUAAAUGAAAUUUGUCUUGAUUCCGUUUUAUUUUGUUUGUGUUUUUCUUUCGAAUUGCAUGUUGUUUCGAGUGUGUUCUUAUUUCCUAGUAGAAAAAUUCUAGAAUUUAGGUCGGGUGAUGAGAAGUCUGGUUUGCCUGUCAUUGGCUCAGUGCCCAUUACAGAAUCAACGAAUUUUAUUUCUUCUACAGAGGUGAUAGAUUCUAAGUCUGAAUCAAGAGCGGACGAUAAACAAAAGGAUUUUUAUCAUUUUGUCUCUUGCUUUUUCUCUAAUUGUAUUGUCAACCGAGUAAAAAACAUUUUGUUGAUUUAAUGUAUUUGUUGGUUUAACGUUAAAAAA
Molecule: messenger RNA, 702 nt
Organism: Cuscuta europaea
Lineage: Eukaryota; Viridiplantae; Streptophyta; Magnoliopsida; Solanales; Convolvulaceae
Source: the annotation of a GenBank genome assembly